GCGCACCCAAAUCCCUCUCCCAUCGCCGCCUCCUCCUUCCCCUCGAAAGAAAAGCAGUUUUUGUCUCCUUUUUCUUUUUCUUUUCUUCUCCCUGCCUCUUGAUUUAUCGCUAUUGUUGUUAAUUUACUGGCGUUGACACGGCUUGGAACAUUGUUCCCUGCCGCUGUCCACCCCCCCGUCCGUCUCUUGUUGGCUCACAACAACAGACUCAACCGCUGCGAACACGGGAUUACCGAACUUCCCACCUAAGCUACUUCCACCAUCGAAACUAUACCUCCGAGAGUACCCUUUUGCUCUUCAUUUAAUUGCUCUUAUUUCUGCCCGUCUUUCCUUCGUAUGGCUUGGCAAUCCCCCUCCGCUAUGUCUGGAGGUGGUGGGUUCGUUGGUCCUGGCGGUGAUGGUUCCAAUGGCGGCCAUCCUCAGGGAACGGAAUAUACCCUGCAAGGUGUGAUGCGCUUCCUUCAGACCGAAUGGCAUCGACAUGAGCGGGAUCGCAAUGCUUGGGAAAUCGAGCGCGCGGAAAUGAAGUCCCGGAUUGGCAAACUGGAGGGCGAUGUCCGGACUAGCAAACGACUACACGAAUCAUUAGGGAAACAUGUCCGCUUGCUAGAGGCUGCGUUGAAAAAGGAGCGUGAGAAGGUUAAGAAGCUCAGUAAUAACGAGACCGUGGAAGACUUCCGGGAUCCUAAGGAGAUUGCUCGGGAGAGCAUUAAUGCCUUGAAAGCUCAACACUCCAAGCCACAGUCCGCCCUGAACGAUACCGAGCAUAAUCUUGAAAACCAACAUGAAUUUCGACAAGAAACCGAGCGCGAUAAAUCCCGAGUAUACCUCUCCAAAUGCUCACAAGAGGUUGCCUAUCAUGUCAUCCCUUCGGCGCACCCUCCGCCAGACCUCAGCGAUCUCGAGCUUUCGAACCACAUGUUUGGAAACCAACAGCUAUCGCAGCAGAGCUUGGAGGAAGCUUACCUCCAGCAGCAGCGUCAAAAGCAACAGCAGCAGCAGCAGCAGCAGCAACAGCAACAGGCAAACAACCUAAUGGCCCGAGAAAUGCCUAUGCAGAAUCAUCAACCCAUUAUUAGACAGUACCCGGAGAACGCGCCCCUAUCUCGGCCCCCAACCCAAUUCAACCUCGCAGCCGCCUCGAGAGACAUUCUUGAGCGACGUCCUUUGGAGCCACAGCCGACCCCCGUUACAGCUAUUGACAGCAGGAAGCAGGGUUUAGACAAUGCUUUGAUGGAUGAACGGAUCGUAGCGGAAAGGCAAGGGUAUGAUAGCUACGGCGUACAGACCUCAACCACGGAGGUGGUGAGGCAACAACCGACCGAGGAGGUGUUGGGUGAUACUGAUGGAUGGAAUUUUGAUGACCCAGCUGAUCAGGUUCCCGCUUCCGACGUGAUCCCUCCCCACCGACCGGAUGUCGAUGCAUUUCCAAAUGCAAACUUCACUCGACAGAAAUCCCCCGCGAGAUCUGGAUCGCUCUCUCACCGAAGAAAGAGCUCUGGCGCUCGCCGAAAGAGUGACGGUGCCAUUGAUCUUGGAGCAGGCCCAGGCCCAGGCCCCAAGCAGGAUCUUGCGUUUAAAGUUCGAUUCGCUUUACGAGGACACUUGGAUGUUGUCCGGUCUGUCAUUUUCACUGGUGGCGGCAGCCCCUCUGAACCCGAAAUAUGCACUUGCAGCGAUGACGGAACAAUCAAGCGGUGGAUUAUUCCAGCCAGCUAUGGUGUCUUUGGUGCUCAUGGUGCAAGCUCGAGUAGCGACUUGGAUAUUACAAGCUACUUCACUCAUAGGGGACACAUCGGGGCUGUGACUGCCUUGGCUGCCUGCUCUCCGUCCCAGAACUUCUCGAAUGGUGGUCGCGUGCUCGGCGAUGGCUGGGUGUUCUCGGGAGGCCAGGAUGCCAGCGUACGUGUGUGGGAACGAGGAAGAGUUGAUCCAAAGGCUACAUUAGAGGGCCAUACAGACGCCGUGUGGGGACUUUGCGUUCUUCCUGGAACUACAGGCUCGAUAUAUGGUGACGCGUCUGGUCACUAUGGCGGACCAGAUCGGGUUAUACUUGCAUCGGGUGCUGCAGAUGGUAAGAUAAUUAUAUGGGCAGUCAGCGCUCCACCUCAGCUUUCAUUGCCCCAAGCAGGGUCUCGACGCGCUGGAGGUAGCCGGCGCGCUAAUUCAAUUUCUUCUGGAUCGAACUUCCCAUCUUCACCACAGCCUAGUAUGGCAACAACAACCCCGUUCCAUUAUACGAUGGUUCGCCAGAUUCUGCGAACGGAAUCGCCGUCACCAACCUGCAUCAGCCCCUUAUCUCUUUCUGGCAUCAACUUUGUUGUAUCCUACGCAGAUGCCUCGAUUCUCGUGUAUGACACAAGGACCGGCGAAGAGAUUGCAGGCAUGGCAAGUCUAGAAACUUACGACGGGACUCCAUCGACCGGUGUCAACUCCGUUGUUGCAACUACUAUUGGGUUUGACGGGUCCGCUGGCCUUGACCCUAGCAGGACGAUGGCGGAAGAGGAGGUCGUUCACGGCGCUACUGGCUCCAGCGGGGUGGAAGGGGUUGUGAUCAGCGGCUACGAAGACAGGUAUAUUCGCUUCUUUGAUGCUAACAGUGGACAAUGUACCUACACCAUGCUAGCGCACCCAUCUGCGAUUGCAUCUCUUUCACUCUCCCCCGAUGGCCGCGAGCUUGUAUCUGCCGGCCACGAUGCCAGUUUGCGGUUCUGGAACCUUGAAAAGCGAAGUUGCACCCAAGAAAUCACGAGUCACCGGCUGAUGCGUGGUGAAGGGGCAUGCUCUGUCGUCUGGAGCCGCGACGGCCGUUGGGUCGUCAGCGGUGGUGGCGAUGGAGUUGUUAAGGUGUUUUCAAGAUAAUGAACGCUUCUGUUGUUGAAUGUAUGAUUUUGUUCUCACCAUUAUUUCCCACUGACACUAUUUUUUUUUUUUUUUUUUUUUU
This is a messenger RNA of Aspergillus ochraceoroseus IBT 24754, 2944 nucleotides long. RefSeq names its product cell differentiation and development protein Fsr1. The coding region runs from base 337 to 2862 and encodes 841 amino acids. The transcript has 4 exons. The record is from RefSeq and is a predicted model, not a curated record. Gene Ontology annotation, molecular function: protein binding. NCBI's taxonomy places the organism in Eukaryota, Fungi, Ascomycota, Eurotiomycetes, Eurotiales, Aspergillaceae.